ACAAAUCUUAAUAUCAUCUCUUAUUACCACCCUCUCUAGUCUGUACUCUGUAGUCCCUCCCUCAGGCUUCAACUGAUGGGUAGUUCGACAAGAACAUUGAAGAUAGGAAUUAUAGGGUUUGGUACCUUCGCACAGUUCUUGGCAAAGACGAUGAUAAAACAAGGUCAUCUUAUAAGCGCGACAUCAAGAUCAGACUAUUCUGGGUUUCCGGGCGUCCAUUUCAUUAGGGACAUGGAAGAAUUCAUGGGAUUAGAGCAUGAUGUGAUUCUGAUAUGCACUUCAAUUGUAUCUGUAUUCCAAGUAGUGAAAAAACUCCUGUUACAGGAAGUUCCUCAAGACUCGGAUUUGGUGUGCACUCAUCCUAUGUUCGGACCAGAAAGUGGGAAAGACGGGUGGAAAGAUUUGCCGUUUAUGUAUGAAAGAGUCCGAGUCAAGGAUGAAACUCUGUGCUCCUCUUUUCUUGCCAUUUUCGAGAAUGAGGGAUGCAAAAUGCUGGAAAUGAGUUGUGAAGAACAUGAUAGACUAGCUGCCCAAAGUCAAUUUCUUACACACACGAUAGGCAGGGUUUUAUCGGAAAUGGAAAUUCGGAACACACCGAUAGACACAAAGGGAUUUGAGAAGCUGGUUCAAGUGAAAGAAAGCAGUACGAGGGAUAGUUUUGAUCUGUAUAGUGGGCUGUUCAUACACAAUAGGUUUGCCAAACAGCAGCUGCAUAAUUUAGAAAGUGCACUUGAGAGAGUGAAGGAGACGCUAGAAGCAGGGAUGAGCAAAAUUAGCAAGAUGGACAAAUGGUUGUUGGUUUCAAGAAAAUAACAUGAAAACUUCAUUUGUAUCAUUUACAAGACUUUAUUCAUGAAUCGUCUAAUCUGGAUCAUCUCAUAAUUAAUAAUUGUUUCCAGUGAAUUGUAUCAUUGUAUAUCGUGAAAGUAGAUGGACUUUGUGUGCUGUUGACUUAAUAUUGCUGUUGUUAACUUAAAC
Lactuca saligna is the source of this 978-nucleotide messenger RNA. The record is from the annotation of a GenBank genome assembly. Lineage: Eukaryota; Viridiplantae; Streptophyta; Magnoliopsida; Asterales; Asteraceae.